Messenger RNA from Brienomyrus brachyistius, 6211 nucleotides. RefSeq names its product protein disulfide-isomerase A3-like. The record is from RefSeq and is a predicted model, not a curated record. The transcript has 13 exons. The coding region runs from base 58 to 1488 and encodes 476 amino acids. Gene Ontology annotation, biological process: protein folding; response to endoplasmic reticulum stress. NCBI's taxonomy places the organism in Eukaryota, Metazoa, Chordata, Actinopteri, Osteoglossiformes, Mormyridae. Gene Ontology annotation, cellular component: endoplasmic reticulum; cell surface. Gene Ontology annotation, molecular function: protein disulfide isomerase activity.
UUCCUGACGCUUUGCGCACCCUGCUUAGUUAAGCUUAGCUCCCCUUCCCAAGCAGACAUGGCUGUCGUUUCGUCCGCUCUGAUCGCCCUGCUCAUCCUGAGCCCCGUGGCCCUUGGUAUAGACGUACUGCAGCUCCAAAACACCGACUUCGACUACUGGGUGUCCGAGCAGGAUAUGAUGCUGGUGAAGUUCUUUGCCCCUUGGUGCAAAAAAUGUCAGAAAUUAGCUCCUGAGUACGAAAAUGCAGCAACGCGCCUGAAGGGGAUUGUCACUUUAGCAGAGGUGGAUUGUUCAGCAAACUCAGGAAUAUGUGGACGCUUCGGAGUGAAUGGGUACCCCACUCUCAAAAUAUUCCGAAAUGGGAAGGAAGCUGCUAUCUACAAUGGACCACACACGGCAGAGGGCAUCGUGCAAUAUAUGCAGAAGCAGGUUGGACCCAGCUCUGUGAGCCUGCAUAGCAAGGCUGACCUGGAUGCCUUCAUUGAUAACUUUGAUGCCAGCAUAGUGGGCUUCUUUCCUGGGCACGGCUCUACACAGCUAACUGAAUACCUGAAGGCUGCCACUGCCCUGAGGGAGAGCUACCGCUUUGCCCACACAACGAAGGCUGAGUUGGGCGUCAUGCACGACCUGCACACCGAGACUGUGCUGCUCUUCCGACCUCCACGGCUCCACAGCACAUUUGAGACAAGCAUGGAAAAGUAUGAUGGUCCUAUUAGUACUUCUGUACUGCGCAAGUUCAUCAAGGACAACAUCUUUGGAAUUUGCCCUCAUGUGACCCAGGAGAACAGAGAUAAACUGAAGGGACGAGACUUGCUGAUCGCUUUCUAUGAUCUGGAUUAUGUGCGGGAUCCUAAGGGAUCCAAGUACUGGAGGAACAGAGUGCUGAAAGUGGCAUCUCAGUUCCAGUCUCGGAGCCUAACCUUUGCAGUGGCCAACAGGAGAGAGUUCCAGAAAGAGCUAGAGCAGGAGUUUGGCCUGGGCCUGUCAGACAGUGGGGGGCCGCCUGUUGUCACCAUCAGGACACGGGAGGGACAUAAGUAUACCAUGCGCGAGGAGUUCACUCGUGAUGGAAAGGCACUGGAGCGCUUCCUGGAGGAUUAUUUUGCUGGACACCUGAAGCGCUUUAUUAAAUCCCAGCCUUCUCCUGAGCGCAAUAAUGGUCCCAUCAAGGUGGUGGUAGCAGAGACGUUUGAGGAGAUUGUCAAUGAUCCAGACAAGGAUGUGCUGAUUGAGUUUUAUGCUCCCUCAUGUAGACACUGCAAGAACCUAGAGCCCAAAUACGUGGAGCUGGGCCAGAAGCUAUCGAGUAACCCCAGGAUCAUCAUUGCCAAGAUGGAUGCCACUGCAAAUGAUGUCCCAAAUGGAUAUGAUGUGCAGGGGUCAGCUGACUUUAUUUCAGCACAUAUGCUUUCAUCUUUCCCACUAUUUACUUUGCAAGAGUUGGGAAGAAGGACCUGCCACUUAGAUAUGAGGGCCCCCGUGAAGUGAAAGACAUCCUGAAAUUCCUAGAGAGAGAGGCCACCCACAGACUUGGGCAGAGGAGCACCAAGGAUGAGUUGUGAACAAGGACCGACAGGCUGAGGGAUGGAUGAAACAUGGAUGGGAAACCCUGAUCCAACACAGGAAGAUUAACAGGUGACUUUCACAGAGCCGAGACAGAAGCUGCAAGUUGGAAAGUGGCCUUUCAGGACCAUCGCUGCUCCCCCUGAAGUAGGGAAAGGAGGAUCUGCUGCAUGGAGCCAUGGUAACAGUGUUACACCAUGCUGGUCAUAUGUGUUUAUACCCUGACAAACUGAAAAGAUGAAGGAAAAGACAGCGUAGCCAUUUUUCUGGGAUAUGUUUUAUGUAAAAUGUGAGUGUUACUCUGCCCUCUUACAGAUUAUGUAGGGUAUGAAUGAAUUUAAACCCUGAUUCAUGAGGAGGUAGGCUGCAUCUUGUGAAAUAUUGUUAAUCCACUUUGUUUGACUAAAGGAAAUGGAUCAAUAAAAACACAGACAUGACUGUUCUCACCCUCAUCUGUCUGGUCUUGCAUUGCUACAUUCCAUUCUAUCUAAACCCAUUAUUAUAUGCUUUUGAAAACCAUUUUGGUAUCUUCAGUCAACCAGUGGGUGCAGUGAUGCUUCCAGAUGCACUGAAAGUCAUCAGCACUCUUCUUGAAGGCCAAUUUAUACUUCUGCAUAGAUUCCACGUUGUUGGUAGCUGCGUGGCUGUGUACCCUGUGCCACAGCCUGACGCACACCUCCCCAUAAAUGUAACUGUAGGCGUCAGGCUAUGGCAUAAGGAACAUGGCAUUGUGGCUACCUGUGGCGUACACUCUAUGCAGAGGCAUAAGUCUUAACUUGCUUCCCUCCAACCAGAUUACGGUGCUUUUUUCACUGGCAUACAGGAACCUACAGAAGCCCAUUUCUGCCACAUAAAAUAAAAAAUAGAUUAGAUACUAAGUCAUAAUUAUGAGAUGUCAAAUUGGAAUUAUGAGGUACCAAGUCAUAAUUCUGAGAUACUAAGUCACAAUUGAGAUACUAAGUCAUAAUUAUGAAAAGCAAAAUCGAAAUUGAGAAACUAAGUCAAAAUUACGAGAUACUAAGAUAAAAUUGAGAUACUAAGCCAAAAUUAUAAGAUGCUAAAUCAUAAUUACAUAAUUAUCAUGUGAUAAUUAUGAUAUUUUAACUCACAAUUAUGAGAUACUAACUUGAAAUUAUGAGAAUCUAGACCAGUCACAUUGCUUCAUAUAUACAGCUUGCACCUCAGAUUCCAUAUUCAGUAUUCCGCUGUAAUAUCUUUUUAACAAAAGCAGGCCAGGCGGUUUCUCUAUGUCCAGUACACAUGCACAACAAUCAUUCUUGCGAUUCGAGCCCUUUCCCCAUCUGUGCUUUAAUCUUGUUAGUAUCUACGAAAAUACAUAUCACUUGUACUGAGAAGCAGCUGGUUCAGCAUUUUGAGCUGAUGGUGACUCUUGCACAUCCCUUGGUUUCCCAGAUUUCUGUAUGGGCAAAUUUGAAUGAAUGUUCGCAUGUUCUCUUCACGUUCAUUUGCAGUCCUUGGUGCCCUGAGUCUCCAUUCAUAGCACAAAUUGUGAAAUAAAUGGUCUAUACAUAUAUGUCUAUACAUGCUUAUUACAUUGUAAUCAUUAAUGCACAAUGGAGUAAAUAAAUGGUGUAAUAAUUCUAAAACUGAAUGAGACACAUCUAGUAAAAUGUGCUUUGAGCAGUAGAGUGUGCACACACUUUGAUUUUCAGAUAAUGUAAUUCCAUUCAAUAUUCAAUUUACCGGCUAUAGUAUUUUUUAACAGAAGCAAGCCAGACAGUUUUUAACCACAGAUUUUUGAUGUCCAGUACAAAGGCAGCCAUGCACACUGAUCAUUCUUAAGGUUCAAGUCCUGUGUGCUGGUUAUUAAAAGUCAAUGGUUAAAAACCACCUGGCAUGCUUUUGUUAAAACUAUGUUACUGUCUUCCUGAAACCUGAGGUGCAAACUGUAUAUGAAGCAUAGGUGUAGGUUUCAUAUUAACAUUGUGAGGCACGGGUAUAUCAAGGUCAGACAUGUGACACCACGUUGCAUUAUAUCGUAAAUGGAUUGCAUUUACAUAGCGCUUUUCUACUCCUACGAGCACUCAAAGCACUUUACAUUUCAUGCCUCACAUUCACCCAUCCAGACACACAUUCAUACACCGGUGGCGGAGGCUGCCAUGCAAGGCACCAACCUGCACACCGGGAGCAAUUUGGGGUUCAGUGUCUUGCUCAAGGACACUUUGAUGGGGUCAGGAACCAGGGCUCAAACCUGUAACCCUCUGGUUACCAAACGAUAGCACUGCAUCCUGCACCACCAUUUUCAUUAUGGAGUUCCCUUUUUUAUUCGUAAACUAUUGCUGUUAAAGUUACAAUAUAUAAAGUGAAAUUUAUCCUUUAUAAUUUUUUUUACUGUUAUUCAUCUUCAAUAAUAUGGUAGUUUAAGUGCGUUAAUGUCUCACAUUGUGUACACUGAACUUGUGGGAAUUAUUGAAAUUGUGCACAAAUCGCUAGAUUCCGCCACGAAUGUUAGGCCCUGUACUGUGAAAAAAUGACCUCAGUCAAGGCUGCACCCUGUCUUUUCUCACAAACAUCACAAACAUGCUAACUUCCUGAAAAGAAUCAUUAGCAUACACAACAUGUAAAAUAGCAACUAUCAAGGAGAUCAUUUCCUAGAGACCAAUAGAAGUAAUUAUAGGGGAUUUAUUGAAUCUCUUCUUAGCUAUAAAUCUGACUUUCUGGUAGCACUGCUUAUGAACUAAAUGAUUCUGAGUUUUUGGUAACUGAGUAACUUUAUGACAUUUUCCAAAUAAAUACCAGGUCUAGCCCUAUUUUUUUGUUGGGCUUCUUGCUCAUUUUUAUGUCCUUACAGCAAACACAAUGGGAUGAGAAUUAUGACUGACACAAACGCUAUGUACUAAUGCGUUUUCAGCAUUGCUACUAGUGUUUGUUAUGCUAUUAUCUAACUAAGCUACUUGUAGUUUGCACAACCAAGCAAGAUCAUCUUUAUGAAAAGUAAUCGACAUGAGACUAUUAAAUCCCACCAUUUCACUUAAUAUUUUUUGAUCAACUGUUGGUUGAUGCAAGGUCUUCAAUGAGUUUAUGUACAAAACCCCAGGUUUUCCACAUUUCAGAAGAAAUAAGUGAUAUCUACAGAAACAAGCCCAAAACAAGCAACCUCACCUAUUCCACAAUGAAUGAGAGGCCAUUUAAUUAACUAGUAUUAAUUUAUUUUUCAUGUCAUACCAGGACUUUUUGCAUUAGUUGCACUGAUGCACCUACUGUAACUUUUUAAUUUAGGUGUACCCCCACAAAAUUCAUGUGCACCCAAAUGUUUCACAGCACCUUUAGCACCACAUUUUGUUGCCAUUUCCCAUGAACAUUAAUAAUUAUGUAAAUGAUUGUAAAUAGGAAUAAAAAUGCAGGUAGAUGUUUUUUAUUUGAUCAAAAAAAUGCAAAAACUUGCAUCAUGUUACAUCAAAACUUAAAAAGUGUCUAUGUUUAAAGUGCUUGACAAAUUGAAAAUUUCAAAAACUCAAAUGACUCAAAAGUGUGUACUGCUUCCAAAUACUUUUUUUUUUAAUUAAUUUGCUGCUGUCUGAUGCUGAAAUGCUGUGGGGAGGGGGGGCACUCUGCGGGUCACACACUUGUCAUGACCAGGAUAUGCUUCUUAGCCCAGUGUUUCUGAGACUGUACAUUUAUAAAUGUUUUAAAGUUGUUUUUAUUAUGAUUUAAAAAAUCAAUUUACGUUUUAGCUUGAUAAUGUAACCGACAUGACUGUUUUAUUAGACUGAUGUAGCCUAUAUUUAGCUCAAUAGCAGUAGCUAGUCUUUCCAUCAAUAAAACAGAUUACAAAAGUUUUUUGUUAAAAAAGUGUGUCUGAAUUACCUGUAAUAUAAUUAAGCAAAGUCUCAUUAAAUGCAUAUAAUGGUAAGAGGAAAAUCCCUAAUAUUGAUUUAUCAAGGUAACAAUAAUUAUAACCCUGCAUGUUAAGCAAACAUGUUGCUACUAAACUAUAGUUAUAAUAGAUAUGACAUCUCUGCCUUUGAUUGGCUCUGACCCUGAAAAAAAAUGGAUAGACCUGAGAAAUGUUAGGUGCACCUGUGCGACCAAGUGAAAAAUUUAGUCACACUUGACUGAUUUUUGGUCGCACUGCGGAGCCCUCCAUGCAUAACAAAAGCUGCAAAAUUCUGGCCAACAAAGAAAUUAGUAAUUGAAAUGAAUGAUUAAAAAUGAAAGUCAAUAGUGUUGCCCUGUUGACAGUGCAGUGCUUCUGUCCGGUGGUUUACGAGGCUGGGUUGGUUUAUAGCUCCCUUCACUCAGCAACAAUCAGGUCCCAUGACCCGGUUUGGUCAGGAACGAGGUCUCUUUAUUUUAUCCUUUUCUUUUAGUUUGUCAACCAACAAACAAAAGCGGCACUUGAACAGCAGCACAGCAUUCACAUUGGCUUUCUCACACACGCUUCUCCAAACCAACCCCCCCCCCAACUGGGUGAUAGUUUGAACAUGGGCCCAUAUUCAAAUAAGGGGUAGCAUAGCCCAGCAAUUCUCAAUAGGUCUCAUAGCAGGUUUUGUUGGGUCAUAGCAGAGUUGUGAAAGGGUCGUAAGGCACAGUUGGAGAUACAAGCAUUUUAAAACCAGCAAGGUCCUAUGCUGAUCCACAAUAUAAUAUUGGCAAAAUUGGCCCUACCUGCAGCUGAAUCCAGUUU